AUGGACGUAGUGGAAGUCAAGCCUCAGGACGCCUUGGAGGCCGUUCGAAGACGGCCUUUGGAGCGUCGGCCUGUGUACGUCCACGAGGGAGUGAUUGCACGCCUGGAAACUUGUGAGCGCAAGAAAGAUUACAUAAGAGGUUCUGGUCUGCAGUAUGUGUUACAUUCUUUUAACAAGCACUGUUCCCAGCUGAGUCCUGACAAGUUACUGGAAGCCCUUCGGAUUUUGAGUGAGAACCAGCUCUUUGAUCGUCGCACCCUCUACAACUUAUAUGACUCCAUUGCGCGCAAUAUUCUGUACUUCACUUCUGCGCAGCAUCGCAAGCUUCUGAAGUACAUAGGGACAUGCCUGUCCUAUACGGUUCACGGGGCGAAGUUGCUCUCUGCGGAUGAUUGCGCGAAAGUAAUAUCGCAACUGGACAGCUUCUUACCACAAAGUGCCUCCUAUUCUACGGAUGAUUUUGUCGAAAAUGUGAGUAACAAUGUUGAGAGUCAUGAAUCGGCUCAAACUGUGACUGAUGACGCUGUUAUUGCCUUUGACGAUGUGGUUGGUAUCGGCUUAGAUACCCUGAGCAUCGCUGACUUCGAUGGCGGCCCGGUACCUCUCGACGAGCUAAAUCGAUUGAAUCUCGAGAUUGUGCGCAAAACUGCCGCCUUGUAUGGAAAGAACAUGCUGGGAGGCACCCGUGUAGUGACAGCUUCGGAUUCGCGUGCCAUCUUGUGUUCAGCACUGGAGAUCAUGCUUAAGCUAUCCUCCACUCUCGACGUUCACAGUGCCACAGUUCAAGAGUGCACUAGAAGCCUUGCUGACGUAUUGAGACACGUUAAUGUGGAGUCUUUGCAAAUUUGGGGCGAUGCGGGUGAUGCUGCCCUGCGUGAUCUGUUACGGAAUGCACAUGGGAUUGCUGAUGCCCUCUCCAUUAUGUUGCUGGAUGUUUUUCCAAAGAUUAUCCACGCUAUUCCACUGCAAAAAUCUGGCGUUUCAGAUUACGUAACGGCGUCGAUGUUCUUGAAGCUGGAUCUGCUUCGGAGCGCAAGGGAGGUGCGAUCCACAUAUGUCAGUGCUGACCCAACGUUGUUCCACAUGAUUUGUGAUGCCUUCCACCACCUGUCAGCGCGUUGCGCGAAGGACUGCAUACAGAUGCUCAGCUUGGAUAUCCAGCAGUCCGUUUGGGAGAUGAGGCAGUUGGAGUCACAGUUACGGCGUUUGUGUGAAUCGCUCACUUCACAGAAUUUGAACUGUUUCAGCGACAUCAUAAGUCACGGCCAAUUGAAACGACUUGACAAUGACGCCGCCUCUUCCGGUCCUUCGUACCCUUGGCAGGGCUUCACUUUGAAGUUUGCAGAAGAAUGUGUGAAUAACAUAGAUUCGAUGGAUCCAAGUUCUGUGUCAAUGAUACUGUGUAUAAUUGCUGAUAACUACGGGAGCCCACCAGAGCAGGCUGGAGACGAGUUGCGGAACUUGCUGCCCGAAUGCUUCCGCAAGCUAUACGCCAACAGCAAGUCACUGACUACAGCCAGCAUCCUCGACGUGAUCGAGAGGUGCUGCACCAAAUUGGGCUACCUGCAUCAUUACGCGGCGCGCAUUAUGCUGAAUACGGCGCUGUCACGCUACGUAACCAGCCAUGCUGACGCUGUACUGGCGACGAAUCUCCACAUGCUGUGCCUCCGCAUCCCUUACGACAUGGCCACCUGCAUUCGCAGGAAAAGUUUCAUGCGUGUCGUGUCUUAUAUGGACGAAGUUUGUCUUUGUGAAAACGGCUUUAGGUUAAUUGAUCGAGAAGCCCAUAGCGUGGAAGGUGACGGGAAUGCCGUCACGACACGGCACUCACCGGAAGUCGCUACGCGGCCCGUGGUAUCACCGCAUUACAACAGCCCGGGAACGCGGUUCCUGUCCGACAGAAGUGCGGGUAGAACGCGAUGCGUUUACAGCAGCUACAGGAAGUCGUACGGUAAACCCAAACCGCCGUCACAUCUGGGCAAAGACAAUCAGGUUAUGCCUCGUCAGCGUGGAGCGUCACACAUCCACAAGUUGUGGAAAUCGAUCAAGCCCGAUCUGUUGCGCAAACUUCUGCCGCUUAUUCGCUAG
This is a messenger RNA of Babesia ovata, 2088 nucleotides long. Its product is annotated as non-ribosomal peptide synthetase, putative. The coding region runs from base 1 to 2088 and encodes 695 amino acids. The record is from RefSeq and is a predicted model, not a curated record. The transcript is spliced from 4 exons. Lineage: Eukaryota; Apicomplexa; Aconoidasida; Piroplasmida; Babesiidae.